UCUCUCUCUCUCUUUGACUCUUUCGAACUUAACGCCGAAGACUUUGACAAUUUAGGCGAAUUAGGCGCCGGUAAUGGAGGUGUCGUCACCAAAGUUAUUCACCGACCCAGUGGUCUGAUUAUGGCCCGAAAAUUGAUCCAUUUGGAGGUAAAGCCAGCCAUAAGAAGUCAAAUAAUACGUGAAUUAAAAGUUCUUCACGAAUGCAAUUCCCCGCAUAUCGUCGGCUUUUAUGGAGCCUUCUAUAGUGAAGGAGAGAUCAAUAUCUGUAUGGAAUAUAUGGACGGCGGAUCUCUAGAUUUGUUGCUGAAGAAAGCGAACCGAAUUCCAGAACAGAUCUUAGGAAAGGUUACCAUAGCUGUCAUCAAAGGCCUUAACUAUUUGCGCGAAAAGCAUCAGAUAAUGCAUAGAGAUGUAAAGCCUUCGAACAUAUUAGUCAACUCUCGCGGAGAGAUUAAGAUAUGUGACUUCGGGGUCAGUGGUCAGCUCAUCGACUCGAUGGCCAAUUCGUUUGUUGGCACCCGAUCUUAUAUGUCGCCCGAACGACUUCAGGGAAAUCACUAUACAGUUCAAUCAGACAUCUGGAGUUUAGGUCUUUCAUUGGUAGAGAUGUCAAUUGGAAGAUAUCCAGUUCCGCCACCCGAUUCCAAAGAGUUGUCCCAAAUAUUCGGCAGCAAAUAUGUGCCCGAAACUAACGAAAUAUGUCCACCGCCUCAAAGCUAUCACUCUUUGAGUCCAAUAGGAAAGUUCAGACCAAACAAUUUUAGCCCAAUUCUACACAAUUCCGGAGCCACGGGUGAUGGUCCGCGGCUAUCGAUAUUUGAAUUAUUAGACUACAUUGUCAAUGAGCCGCCACCAACUGUUCCCAAAUCUGUAUUCACAGCAGACUUCAAGGACUAUGUCGAUCGAUGUCUUACCAAAAAUCCGGCUGAAAGGGCUGACCUUCACAGUCUAAUUAAUCACCCGUUCAUAAAGCGAUCGGAAACCGAAAAGACAGAGUGCGAGACAUCAAAUCUAUUGUUGUCUUACUAUAAAAAGCGAAGUUUCGGUUGA
Molecule: messenger RNA, 1050 nt
Organism: Oppia nitens
Lineage: Eukaryota; Metazoa; Arthropoda; Arachnida; Sarcoptiformes; Oppiidae
Product: dual specificity mitogen-activated protein kinase kinase 2-like
Exons: 6
Biological process (GO): protein phosphorylation
Molecular function (GO): protein kinase activity; ATP binding
Source: RefSeq, a predicted model, not a curated record